This is a messenger RNA of Cynocephalus volans (Philippine flying lemur), 1034 nucleotides long. It is a transcript of the gene ETV2, whose product is annotated as ETS variant transcription factor 2. The record is from RefSeq and is a predicted model, not a curated record. Gene Ontology annotation, cellular component: nucleus. Gene Ontology annotation, biological process: regulation of transcription by RNA polymerase II; cell differentiation. The transcript has 6 exons. Gene Ontology annotation, molecular function: DNA-binding transcription factor activity, RNA polymerase II-specific; sequence-specific DNA binding. Bases 1 to 1023 code for a protein of 340 amino acids. Lineage: Eukaryota; Metazoa; Chordata; Mammalia; Dermoptera; Cynocephalidae.
AUGGACUUGUGGAACUGGGAUGAAGCAUCACCACAGGAAGUGCCUCCGGGUAGCAAGCUGUCAGGACUGGAAGGAGCCGAAUUCGGCUUCUAUUUCCCUGAACUGACGCUCCAAGGGGACACGCCGACAGCGGAGACAUGCUGGAAAGGUACGGUCUCAUCCCUCGCAGGGUUCCCACAGUUGGACUGGGGCUCCUCAUUACCGCACCCAGAAGCUCCCUGCAGGGCGGAGUCCGCCUCUCAGGCUCUUCCGUGGUCCGGAGACUGCUCAGAGCCGGCAUGCAAUGCCUCCGACCCUUGGAGCCGCGUGGCCCAGACCCUGGACCCCGCCCCUCCCGGCCUGGGCCCCGCCCCCUUCGCUGGUUUCGAAGGUAGGGUUGGCCCAAACGGUGCCGCAUCGGCUGGAAGGGCCACCUCGUGGUCGCGCGCCCAGGCCGCUGGGAGCGCCACCAGCUGGGACUGUUCUGUCGGUCCCGACGGCGCCACCUACUGGGGCAGUGGCCUGGGCGGGGAACCAUGCGCGGACUGUACCGUUUCGCGGGGCUGGCCUGCGAGCUCGGACUGUACCACUUCCUGGAAGCCGGGACUGAAUACGAACUGCACCACCUCUUCGAAGGGGUACCCGAGUUCAGCUCUCACCACUUCCUCCGAACCGAGCCAGCAAUCGGACCGUUCCACUUUGCCCCGUUACCCCAAAACUAACCACCGAGGUCCUAUUCAGCUGUGGCAGUUCCUCCUGGAGCUGCUCCACGACGGGGAGCGUAGCAGCUGCAUCCGCUGGACUGGCAACAGCCGCGAGUUCCAGCUGUGCGACCCCAAAGAGGUGGCUCGGCUGUGGGGCGAGCGCAAGAGGAAGCCGGGCAUGAAUUACGAGAAGCUGAGCCGAGGCCUGCGCUACUACUACCGCCGCGACAUCGUGCGGAAGAGCGGUGGGCGCAAGUACACUUACCGCUUCGGGGGCCGUGUGCCCGGCCUCGCCUAUCCGUACUGCGCGGGGGGCGGACGUGGAGCAGAGACCCAAUAAAACUAUCCUGU